Molecule: messenger RNA, 2791 nt
Organism: Glossina fuscipes
Lineage: Eukaryota; Metazoa; Arthropoda; Insecta; Diptera; Glossinidae
Product: dymeclin
Exons: 6
Coding region: 225-2330 (701 amino acids)
Biological process (GO): Golgi organization
Cellular component (GO): Golgi apparatus
Source: RefSeq, a predicted model, not a curated record
UUAAAACAAUAAAAACAAAAUUAAAAGCAACAAAACAAAUGCCACGGCUUGCAAGUAAGGAAGAAACGCAAAACGUCAGCAAAAAAAGUAGAAACAAGUGAAGAAAACAAAAACCGACAUAACCAACAUAAGAAGCCAACUAAGCUGAAAAGAGCAGUGAAAAACAAUCAUAUAAAAAAUUUGAAAGAGUGUUUUUAGCACUCAAAACUAAGACAGAAGCUGAUAUGGGAAUUAAUAUUAGCAGGCAGACAGACUUGGCAGGAAAUGUAUAUUUGCAAAAGUUUGUAGGAAGGACACAUAUUCAUCAUGAUGACUUGGAGUUUUGGCGAGCACUGUUAAAUUAUAAUAUAAGUAUUCCCGAGACCAGUCAAGAUCAAUUGAAUCUAGAUUCGCGAUUGGAAUCAUUGUGUCAGUCAUUCAUCAGUAAUAACUUGAAAACUGGAAAUUUUGGUUCACUGAUUGUUGUAUUCUUGGAAAAAGUCGCAGAAUUGUUAUCCCUAUCGGAUCAAGAAAGCAAUUUACAUAUAUGGCAGACAUUCAAUGCUUUAUUUAUAAUACGCACCGUGAUCAAGUAUAUCAUAGAGACGGGUUCAGAGUUUCAAUUGCUGCAGCAUUUCGAAGCUAUACCAAAUGAACAGUUAUUAAAGGCGGAAGAAGAAAAUUUGACAGCAGUAACUGCAGAAAAUGUAGUCAUUGGCACGGAGGCUAAUGGUAACGAUGAAGCUGCGAUUGCGAUCAACACAGCCGUAAUGGUGGACGGGUCUAAAUUCGAGACAUUCAUUGAUGCCAUAGUCAAUUUGAUUGUUGUCAUACCUGUGAAAGAGUUUACAUAUCAUUUGCAUCUGGAAUCGGUUAACUGUUUGAUCACUUUGUUGUCGGUUCAUUUGUUUACACAACAGGCUGCAGAAAAGCUCAUCAUCUUCCGAACUAUAUAUAAAUGUCAGCACGCGAACGUAUUAAUGUCGGCUCUGUUGCAUUUUGUAGCUCGCUUGGUAGAAGUUCCACCCACUAUGUUUGGUAAUGCUUCAACUGGCUCAUUUGUUUUCGGUAUAGCGGAAUCUUUGCUCUCAAUAUUUAGUUUCCGUAAGCAACAGGAUAUUUUGAAAAUUAGUGGCGUGACUGGAGUAGAGCUGUCAUUACAAUUUCGGCAACAUUUCCCUUUGGCCAAUCAAAGUCUUCUCUUAAUUCUCAUACUAACCAAUCAUUGCACGAGCAAAGGCAAUGCUUACCGUGCUAGUUUAUUCGGCUGUGCUGAUUCGAAGGAGUCGCCAAAAGAAGGCAGUAAUACGUUUCAAAUUGACUUUUCAGCGGUAUAUGAGACUUUGUGCCGUGUAGUAACCAUUGAUCAGGCUACUUUACUGCUGUAUCUCCUAUUGCACCGUAACGAGCGCUUCUAUAAAUUCGUAAUGACGCAACCUGAUCUUGAAAAGUUGGUUACACCGAUUUUGCAGACUUUGUACAAUGCUCCCGAUAGCACUUCACAUCACAUUUAUAUGUCGCUAAUAGUUCUGCUUAUAUUAAGUGAGGAUGAUGGCUUCAACAAAAAUGUUCACAAUAUUAUUUUGAAAAACGUCACUUGGUAUACAGAACGCACCAUUUCCGAAAUUUCGUUAGGAGGCCUUUUGAUAUUGGUGGUUAUACGCACUAUACAGUACAAUAUGUUGAAAAUGCGUGACAAAUAUUUACACACUAAUUGCUUAGCUGCUUUGGCAAAUAUGUCGGGACAGUUUCGCAAUCUUCAUCCGUACGUAGCGCAACGGCUGAUAUCUCUGUUCGAGACACUGGCACGCAAACACACCCGUUUAGAUGCUCAACUUAAAGAACCUGUUAAUAGUGCCGUAUUUGUUAAUGUUUCCACCACACCUGAGGACAUGAUGCAAGACUUGACCGUUUUGGAGGAAGUAUUGCGUAUGGUAUUGGAAAUUUUAAAUUCAUGUCUUUCCAAUCAAUUGGUUUACUGUCCAAAUUUGGUAUAUACUCUCCUGUAUAAACGUAGCGUUUUCGAGGGAUUCCGCAGCCAUCAUGCCUUCCAGGAUAUAAUACAAAAUAUUGAUAUGGUAGUGGGCUUCUUUUCGUCUCGUUUGCAGCGAGUACAAGAACAACGUGGAGAGUUGGGUGUAAAUGAAGUGUUUGAAGUGAUUUCUAAAGGUGCCAGUCAGUGGUCAAGCGAUCGGUUACGGAAAUUUGCCGAUUUAAAAUUUAAAUACGUUGAAGAAGAUGCUCCUGAGGAGUUUUUCAUACCAUAUGUGUGGACACUGGUGUGCAAAUAUGGCUGUGUGCACUUUAGCUCUGAGAGCAUAAAAGGUAUCACCGCUGAAAUAUCGUGCUAAUAUAGAACAAGAAGAACCCGAAAAGAAAGGACGACACAAAUACAAAAUUUGAAAAACAAAAUUUUAUAAUCAAAUGAAUGCAAAGACAUCUUCCCCUGUCUACGUUAACCGUUUGUUACAUUUUCCCAUUUUCCAUUUACAAAAGUAAUAUACAGAAUAUCAAAUUUUUGUUUUCUUUCUUUCACUCUACUCAAAAGUCUUUUUUUUCUUUGUUUUUUGUUUUUCAAUUAUUUUGUUUAGUUUUAUAUUAAUUUGCGUUAAUUGGCUUACGGUUAAGCAAAUUUCCCCUAUUUUCCAUUUUCUUUCAUAUCGUGUUAUGUUAUGUUUUUUUUUUUUAAUGACCUUGAAAAAAGUUUGAAUUAUUCCACAUGCACUUAGGCAACUGGCACAAGCAAUUCUAAUUGAGUUUUCCGUAAGCUUUUUAGCAAAUCAAUAUAAUUAAUUAAAGAAAUAUUGAAAAA